AUUAUCAAGUAUACCAGUGGUCAAACAGGUUGAGCUGGUUUUGUGUAGUGUCCUAUUGUUGCAAAUGAGAUACUGCUCCGGUCACCUCUUAGAGUCAAUCAGAGUAGCCAUCAAUAAUAAUCAAUUUGAAUCAAUACAACUUAUUAAUGAGUUGAUUGGCUUGGCCACACCUACUUUUGAGAGGCCCCUCCCACUUUUAAUGAAUUCAUUUGCCGUCAUACUUGAGAAUUACGAUAAUGAGAUGCACAAGAUCAAACUGGUUCAAAAUUUUAUGAGCUUAAUGUUAAGACUGCCGCCUUAUCUCGUAUUUGCAAACACACCCACUACUCCGCCCACGGAAGAAUCAUUAAUUAGUCUAGCACGGUUUAUUAAUGAAAAUAUGCUGCUCCAUAUUAAUGUAGACUUUGUAUUGUCACUUGAUGUCACUCAUCACUUAAUUACAGGUCUCAAACAGAGUUUGGACAAGACCCCCUCAUUAUGGUCUUUAGCCGAACUUUUUCUUGAAAAAUGUCCAAUACUUUUAACAUCAAUAUUAUAUCAUUGGUCUGAAUUAUGUGUACUGUCAGAAGAUAACAUAAUAAAGGAGAACAUGCCUAAAGAGAUGACCAACAUAUGUGAAUGGGCUAAGAGUGAUUUUAGUGUUGCUCUCUUUUCGUUUCACUUCUUCUCAUCCUCCUACCUUCCUGGAGUAUCAGUGUUCAUAUUCAACACGUUAACGGCAUCAAGUAAUACUGAUAGAAUCAUGCUAUCUUUUAAGACGUUUAUUGAUCGGAAUCAGUCAAAAUUUGAUACUAAAAAUGGAACAUCAAAAUGGAGAGGAGACUGUUGA
Molecule: messenger RNA, 829 nt
Organism: Amphimedon queenslandica
Lineage: Eukaryota; Metazoa; Porifera; Demospongiae; Haplosclerida; Niphatidae
Exons: 10
Coding region: 65-829 (254 amino acids)
Biological process (GO): interstrand cross-link repair
Cellular component (GO): Fanconi anaemia nuclear complex
Source: RefSeq, a predicted model, not a curated record